Panthera uncia (snow leopard) is the source of this 5786-nucleotide messenger RNA. RefSeq names its product TBC1 domain family member 2B (gene TBC1D2B). The coding region runs from base 792 to 3281 and encodes 829 amino acids. The record is from RefSeq and is a predicted model, not a curated record. The transcript is spliced from 14 exons. NCBI's taxonomy places the organism in Eukaryota, Metazoa, Chordata, Mammalia, Carnivora, Felidae.
CACCCCGGUCGCUUCCCGGCCCCCGCCCCCGGCGCCCCCGUCCCUCCCUGGCGACCCCGGCGCGGGCGCCCCCGUCCCUCCCCUACGCCCGCCCGUCCCUGGAGUCCCCUCCCCUACCGCCCCCGUCCCGGGCGUCCCCGGCCCUCCCCGCCCCUGGCGCCCACGUCCCUCCCUUCCCCGCCCGCCCCGGGGCCCAGCGGACCCGGGCUUGGGGCUGCGGGCUGCGCAGUGUCCGGACCCGUCCUUCGCCCCCGCCGCUCUCUUGGGCUCCCCGCGCCCUCCCGGGAGUUCGCGACUGAGGGCUCCUUGACUGGCCUGGGUUACGACCCUUUUGUGCCUCCGCUGCCUCUUUUGUACCGUGGGGGUAACGGUGCGUCUCCCUCGUGGGGCGUGGGGUUGGGUGGGAUCCGCCGGUUGCCCUCGCGCGGCACACAGUCGGGGGCGGCGGGGCCCUUAGAGGUCACUCACUGCAGCCCCUCCUGGCGGGCAGGGGCGCUCUGUCGGGGUCGCACAGCCCGAAAGUGGCGGAGCCUGUUUUCUGGGGAGAGGUGCCAACAGCUGCAACUACUGUCGUUUGAUGUGACGCGGCCAGGACGCGGCCACACGUGCGCGAGGCGUGAGUUCUCGAGACAGGACGUGUGUGUGUGCAGCGUGAAAGGGCGGCGAGACCAUGCCGUCCUCCAGGCUCCCGUGGAGGGUGUCGUGUCAUCUUGGGAUGUGGGAAGAUUCUCAUCAGGGCCGGAUUCCUGACGUUCGUGCUGUUUACUGGCCGGGCUCCUAACCGCCAGCUCAUGGCCUACUGGCUGCAGGAGCUCCAGCAGAAGAGGUGGGAGUACUGCAACGGCCUGGACGCCGCCACGUGGGACAGCAGGGCCUCCCCGGCCCCGGGGGACUUCUCGCAGGGUCUGGUAGCCAGAGACAACUCAGAUGUAAUUUACCCGCACCCAGAUGCCUCUGCAGAAAAAGCCAGAAAUGUCCUCGCUGUGGAAACCGCCCCCGGAGAGCUGGAGCAAGCAGCUCACCAGCCAGCCGCAGGGCACCCCAAUUCCAGUAAUUUCUCUUUCAAACAGUGGGGCACUGAGCUCAAAAAUUCAAUGUCGUCUUUCCGUCCUGGGAGAGGACACAGUGAGAGUCGCAAGAGUGUGUUUUAUACCAAUGAAGAGUGGGAGCUUUUAGACCCGAACCCUAAGGACCUGGAGGAGUCAAUGGUGCAGGAAGAGAGGAGGAAGCAGGCGCCCGAAGGAAACAAAGGAGGAACCAGCUCAGGAUUUCCCUUUGAUUUUGGACGUAUUCCCUACAAAGGAAAGCGCCCUUUGAGAGACAUGAUCGGGUCCUACAAGAACCGUCACGUCAGUGGUGACCCUUCCGCCGAGGGGCCGCAGAGCAGUGGUGGCGUCAGCAAGCCGGCCCCCGAAACGCAGUUGCAGAGCCAGCAGGAGGAGCUGGAGCGGCUGAAGAAAGACCUGUCCAGUCAGAAGGAGCUUGUGCGGCUGCUGCAGCAGACGGUCCGGUCGUCCCAGUAUGACAAGUACUUCGCCAGCAGCCGGCUCUCCGAGGGGGUCCCGAAGGACGCGCUCGACCUUCUGCACCGCAAGGAUGACCAGAUCCUGGGCCUCAGCGGCCAGCUGGAGAGGCUCACCCUGGAGAGGGAGAGUCUGCAGCAGGAAGUGAGGACGCUCAAGGGCAAGGUGGGCGAGCUCAGCGAGCAGCUGGGGAUGCUGGUGGAGACCAUCCAGGCCAAGGACGAGGUCAUCGUGAAGCUCUCGCGCCAGCUCAGCGAGAGCGAGGACAGUACGUCGUCCCCCACGGGGGUGCCCGGCUCCCCCGCCAGCAGGGAGCAGCUGGAGCUGGACAGGCUGAAAGACAGCCUCCAGGGGUAUAAAACCCAGAAUAAGUUUCUCAACAAGGAAAUUCUGGAGCUCUCGGCGCUGCGGAGGAACGCAGAAAGGAGGGAGCGGGAUCUGAUGGCCAAGUAUUCCAGCCUGGAAGCCAAGCUCUGCCAGAUAGAGAGCAAAUACCUGAUUCUGCUGCAAGAAAUGAAGACGCCCGUGUGCUCGGAGGAGCAGGGGCCCUCCCGCGAGGUCAUAGCCCAGCUGCUGGAGGACGCUCUGCAGGUGGAGGGCCCAGAGCAGCCGGAGCAGGCGUUCGCGAAGCCUCGUCUCGUCAGUGAGUACGACAUCUACGGGUUCAGGACCGUCCCAGAGGACGACGAGGAGGAGAAACUGGUGGCCAAGGUCCGCGCGCUGGACCUGAAGACGCUGCACCUCACAGAAAACCAGGAAGUGUCCACCGGCGUCAAGUGGGAAAACUACUUCGCGAGCACGAUGAACCGGGAGAUGGCGUGCUCUCCGGAGCUGAAGAACCUGAUCCGGGCGGGCAUCCCGCACGAGCACCGUUCCAAGGUGUGGAAGUGGUGCGUCGACCUCCACACCCGGAAGUUCAAGGGCAGCACCGAGCCCGGGUACUUCCAGACGCUGCUCCAGAAGGCGCUGGAGAAGCAGAACCCGGCCUCCAAGCAGAUCGAGCUCGACCUGCUGCGGACCCUGCCCAACAACAAGCACUACUCCUCCCCCACCUCGGAGGGCAUACAGAAGCUUCGCAACGUCCUGCUGGCCUUCUCCUGGCGGAACCCGGACAUCGGCUACUGCCAGGGUCUGAAUAGGUUGGUGGCGGUGGCCCUCCUGUACCUGGAGCAAGAAGACGCGUUCUGGUGUCUGGUCACCAUAGUGGAAGUUUUCAUGCCUCGAGACUAUUACACCAAGACGCUGCUGGGGUCCCAGGUGGACCAGCGGGUGUUCAGAGACCUCCUGAGCGAGAAGCUACCCCGUCUGCACAGCCACCUGGAACAGCACAAAGUCGACUACACCCUCAUCACGUUCAACUGGUUUCUGGUGGUGUUCGUGGACAGCGUCGUGAGUGACGUCCUCUUUAAGAUCUGGGACUCCUUCCUCUAUGAGGGACCAAAGGUCAUUUUCCGCUUUGCCCUGGCUCUUUUUAAAUACAAGGAGGAGGAGAUCCUGAGGUUGCAGGACUCCAUGUCCAUUUUCAAGUAUCUCCGUCACUUCACGCGCACUGUCCUCGACGCCAGGAAACUGAUCAGUAUCUCCUUCGGGGACCUGAACCCGUUCCCCCUGCGCCAGAUCCGGAACCGGCGCACCUACCACCUGGAGAAGGUCCGGCUGGAACUGACGGAGCUGGAGGCCAUCCGGGAGGACUUCCUGCGCGAACGGGACGCCAGCCCUGAUAAGGGUGAGCUGGUCAGCGAUGAGGAGGACACCUGAGUCCCCCGUCCCCACCCCCCACGAUGCUGCUCUUGCCCUCACAACCAAAGUGUGCCAAAGGGUGACCGCGGAGACGUCUCUGCUCCUUUAAAAGCCCGAAUGUAACGCCCAUGGUCUCUGGAGAUCUGCCGGGCAGACAUCCAGGGCCACGCCGCACUUUCUCCUCUCCACUCGCGGUGGGGUUUGUCCCGUUUACAACUGUCUUCCGUGCCGUGGCGCGUGGCUGCGCGCGCCCCCAGGUGAACUGGCUGGAUGUUUUCCGGGCCCUGUUUACAGCACGUGUCAGCUGGGUGGGUCAUUGGCUCGUGCCCUCGGGACCCCGUCCCGGGCGCCUCCCUGUCUCGCUCCUCUUGCACGCGGUGCAGCCGAGGGCCUCCGCCGGCCGAGCAGCCACACUGUGCUUCGCGCACUCCCGGGCCACAGUGUGGCUGCUCCGGGGGCACGAGGGUAGUGAAGAGGGGCCUUUCCUAGAAAAGCAAGUGCGUCCCACGCUCAGAAGCGGCCUGUAGAAAACCCACACACCUUCCCUGCGGGCAGGCGGCCUUGCCUCAACUCUGGAACGGCACUGGCCCUUCCGUGCACAGCAUUUCAAGCAGCGAAGGGCCUGGCUUUCCAGACAGCCCUCACUCCCUCCUGGGCACCAGCUUGGGCUCGCCUGCCCUCAGCCUGCCCUCUGCCUGGCGCAGAUCUCUGUGAGGUCCUUCUGUGGAGGGAGCUGUCCCGCAAAGCAGGCCCUGCCCUGGGGCCUCGGUAGAGGGGACAGGGCAGGGCCGUGGUGCAGGUUCCAGGUGACGGUCGAGGUCUCCUCCACCUGCUGGUGUGGGGGGAGGCAGCUGCCGGGGCUUGGGGCGCCGCUCGGGUCCCCUCCCCAGUGCUGCCCACGGGCAUCCGCUCUGGCGGCGUCCUUGUUCAUCCCCGAGGCCGUGGGGGUCACGCCGCCCAGGCCGCUCCGGAGACGGAGCGCUAGCUGUUUGAAGCCCCGGAGAGAGGCUUUGCCCAAGGAAGCGGACUUCUGCCUUAUCACAGCGAGGACCGUCCCUGACGCGGACGUGUGACACCGUUUCCUGGCACAGUAUUGCUCAAAUAGGAAAGAAAUGACUUCAAGUGGGAUUUUUACACUACCUGGAGAAGUUGGAAACAGCCCUUAGUUGAUGUGUUCGAUGCAGCCUGAGUGCUGAACCGAUGGAAUUUGAAGCGCUUUUUUCCCAAGUAGGGAUGUCCCGUCGCCAGCGGUGAGCAGGGUCCAAGCCGGGUCCGCAUCUCCACGGACCGAGUUUCCGUCCGUAGGUUGGUUGACUUGAUUUUCGGGUAUCAGACACGUUGCACCAUUGUUCGUUUCCUGGGAGCGGCUGGUGGCGUCCUCACUGCCGUUCGCGGACCCCCUGCCCUGGCCCCCACGCAGCUGCCGGCCUGGGGACAGCGGUGAGGAUGUGCGGCCGGAUCAGACCGUAGUUUCCGGAUCGAUUUCCCGGAGGUGACGGUGCCGCUGGUUUUGUCCGUCUUGCCCCAGAAAGAUGCAUCUUAAAAACGUGGGUCGGGCCCAGGUUCCCGCUGUAUGUGGCUGGAGUCGUGGUUUCAGGGAGCGGCUGGCCGGGCUGUGCUGCUGCCUCCAGGCAGUCAUCCGAGGCCGGAAGUUGGUGUGAAAGCCGAGGGGUCGGGGCAACGGGCCAGGGGUGCUGGCCUCCGGGUGUCCGGACGGGACAGGAUGGGGCCGUCGCUCCAGAACCACAGGGCCCGGAACGGCCGCCUCUCCUGCCCCCUCCACCGGGCGGGCAGCGUCCCGAUGGGGCAGCCUCAGCACCAGCCCAGGGCCCCUGCAGGCUGGGUCUCGUGGCGACGCUUCUGGCCCAAACGCGCGUACCGUGGCCAAGGGGAUUCCCUCAACGCGGGGGGGGGGGGGGCACCUGCCAGCUUGCACGUGGAUGUGUUUUUGUUUCAUGGGUUGAACAUGUUAAUACUUUUGUAUAUUUUUUCACUACAGUUUAUAUUUUUAUAGACUUUGUAUCGAGGUUUUUCUAGAUGACUUACGUCUAUUUUAUAUAACGAGUCUUGUGUACGGCUCCCUGUAUUUGUGUAUAAACCUGAGCACGACGUGGCUCCCCACUCCUGGGCCCCGGGCAUCCCGCCUCUGGCUCAUGCUGGGGCCGCUUCCCCGGGCAGCACCUCCCUGGUCACUUGCGGCCACGCGGACAGCUGUCCGGCACCCGCUGGGGCUGGACCGAGACUGGAUUCUCCUCCAUUGUAUCAAUAUAGGAAAUAUUCUAGGCAGAUAGCCAGCGCGUUUUCCUUUUUGAAGCUAAACGUGUGUAUUGCACAAAUCCCCACCCUUGGCUUUGUGCCGCGUGGUCUUCCCCGGGUGCCCUGGGCGGCGGCCAGCCUGGGGAGGGGGGGGGGGUGCCGGCAGGGGGGCUGCUGGCAGGUGACUUUCCUUCAUGUCUCUGCAGCUUCUGUGCUCGUCUUCCAGUUAAACUUUGGAACGGUCCUACUAAAAAGCCAAAUAAACUA